Asterias rubens (European starfish) is the source of this 3107-nucleotide messenger RNA. RefSeq names its product U2 small nuclear ribonucleoprotein auxiliary factor 35 kDa subunit-related protein 2-like. Gene Ontology annotation, molecular function: pre-mRNA 3'-splice site binding; metal ion binding. Gene Ontology annotation, cellular component: spliceosomal complex; U2AF complex. Lineage: Eukaryota; Metazoa; Echinodermata; Asteroidea; Forcipulatida; Asteriidae. The record is from RefSeq and is a predicted model, not a curated record. Gene Ontology annotation, biological process: mRNA splicing, via spliceosome. The transcript is spliced from 10 exons. The coding region runs from base 42 to 2297 and encodes 751 amino acids.
UCAAAUGUAGGUCACCGAUAGAGGGCGCACUUUCUGUAAGCAUGGACAGCAACUCGGGGACAAAACUAAGUCACAAGCAAUAUAAAGCCUUACUGAAGAAGCAAAAACGACAGAAGCAACGUCGAGCUACAGCCAGACUGCAAGAAGAGCUAGAGGUUAAAGCUUUGCCCCCAGAAGCCAUCGCUGCUGAGGUGGCAUCAAGACAAGAUGAAGAAGAAGAGGAAAGACAACGACGAGACGAAGAAGAAAGGAAACGAGCCCAUGAUGCUUGGCUGGAAAGAGAAAGACUGGCUCAGGAGGACUUUGAAGUCAAAAGGAAGAAAGAGGAAUCAAAGAAACAGAAAUUUCGAGAAGAACAACAACGCAUCCAGGAGGAAUGGGAGGCAAGACAGCAGAUUGAGGAUCAGAGUGUCAAUAAGAAAGAGAAGGAGCUUGAGGAUAUAUUGCAACAACUGGACAAGGAAAUUACACAAGAGGCUGACAAACCAACCCAUAACCCAGAGGCUCCCCGGGGUCAGGCUCAACCAGCGAAACGAGAUGUGUGUCCGUUCUAUCUAAAGACUGGUGGAUGUCGGUUUGGUGAUAGGUGUUCACGGGACCAUCCACAGCCAGAGAGCAGUACUACCUUACUCCUCCCCCAUAUGUACGUGGAUUUCACAAUGGAACAAAGCCAUAGGGAUGAGUACGAUACUGACAUGAGCUUGGAGUAUGAUGAAGGAGAUGCUUACCUGAGAUUCUUAGAGUUUUAUGAAGAUGUCUUACCAGAGUUCAAGGAGAUUGGUUCAUUAGUACAGUUUAAGGUUUGUUGUAACUGGGAGCCACAUCUUCGUGGCAAUGUCUACGUUCAGUUCAAGAGAGAAGAAGACAGUAGUAGAGCAAGAGAGAUGUUUCAUGGUCGAUUCUAUGCUGGAAAACAAUUAUCUUGUGUCUACACACCUGUUGCCAGCUGGAAAGCAGCUAUCUGUGGAAUGUUUCAUCAGAAUAAAUGCUCUAGAGGGAAAAAUUGUAAUUUUCUUCAUGUCUUUAUCAACCCAAGACAUGAGUUUGCCGACGCAGACAGAGACUUCAAAACUACAAAUCACUGGAGAGAUCAGAGCCAACGAGGCUGGAGGUUCGGUAAUGACAGGAGUGAAAGAGGUCAAAGAAGCCGUAGCAGAGAGCGAGAAAGAUACAGAGAUCAUCAUCGUAGAAGCCGCAGCCCAACUUGGGAUAAAAGAAGAUCAACAGAUCGAAGAAGGAGUAGAGAAAGAGAUCAUCAAGGUUCAAUAAGAAGUCGUAGAUCAAGGAGCCGCGACAGAUCAAGAGCUAACAAGUCUCGAAGUAGAAGUAGAUCCCAGAGUCGAAGCCCUUCAAAGUCAAGGAGACACAGGUCCAGAAGUAGAAGCCCUACCAAGUCAAAGAGAAAUAGGUCAAGAAGUAGAAGUAGGUCCCAUAGUCGAAGCCCUACCAAGUCAAGGAGACAUAGGUCGAGAAGUCAAAGUAGAUCACAAAGUAGAAGCCCUACCAAGUCAAAAAGAAAUAGGUCAAGAAGUAGAAGUAGGUCCCGUAGUCGAAGCCCUACCAAGUCUAAGAGAAACAGGUCCAGAAGUAGAAGUUGGUCACAAAGGAAAUUUUCAAGAAGUCCAAGUCCAUCUAGGUACCACAGGUCAAGUAGGUCAAGACACAGAAAAUCCAGAAGUCGCUCAAGGUCUCGUAGUCCAGGCUUUGAUAGAUCUUCAGUUUAUGGAACGUCGAUCAAACGCAAAUCAAAAGAACAUCAAGAAUCUUCCUCGGACACUGAUGAGGUUUCUAAAAGUAGGAGUAAGAAGAAGCCCUCUAAAAAGUCAAAGAAGAGAAAGCGUAGCAACACCAAGGAGGAAGCAACCAUUAAACUAGAACACAUUGAGGAAAUCAACCGGGAAAGUGACAAUACUCGCAGUCCAGCACGCGAAGCAUCAAGACCUGAUAAGACUGUUGAACAAUUUGCGGCAAAGAAAGAGGACGAUUUUGAAAGAACACCAGCAUCUUCAAGAGUCACUGCUGCAAAAAUAGAAACUUUUGAUGAUUCAUUAUCAUGUGUUGCCAUAGCAACAGGAGAUGCACAUCCAACGGUUGUUCGAGGAGAAAAUGUUUCAAGACAUUGCUUGGAUGGAGAAAGUGAGGACACUUCGGAAUCUUUUGAGGAGAAAAAACCCAGGUCCACAAGCUUGGAACGACAGAUUGAAACUCGUCCAAAGAGUCGUAAGAAGAAACGGAAACAUAAAAAGCAAAAGCACAAAAAAGACAAAUCAUCACCUACUCAUACCAUGGAAAGGUAAUCUUUCAACUCGAAGUGGUGCAAGACGCUUCGGAAGUUUAGACAAGAAAGACAAAUCAUCACCUACCCAUACCAUGGAAAGGUAAUCUUUCAACUCGAAGUGGUGCAAGACGCUUUGGAAGUUUAGACAAGAAAGACAAAUCAUCACCUGUAAUCUUUCAACUCAAAGUGGUGCAAGACGCUUCGGAAGUUAAGGCGCAUAUUGUUUUGUUUGGCCUUUUUGUAAGAAUAAUGGAGAACUUUAUGAAACCUCUGAACCCCUAUAAAUAGGCCAACCUGCUCACACUCUUCAGUCUCCUGACGAUACCCCUCUCCAUUCGCUGGACUUUUGGCCCAAAAAGGGUCUCUCGGUUCGGUCACUAACACCAGCACCCACGAGCCGGCUUGCUCCGAACUUGACCCGUUCUCUAGUGGAAGCACCCUAUGUGUAUUCUAACUCAAUUUCACCGAAGAUUUCACUUCCUUCAAAUAACUACAUGUACGUUCAUUUCGCUACCUCGUUGCGUGGAGGCUACGAUUUUCACCUCAAAGGUAACUAAGGUAAAAUAAAUCACUCUGAAUUUUAUUUACCAGUACUGAACAUCUAUUUUAUUGAUAAGUGAACAUUAUACUGUACUUAUAAAUGUAUUGCAGUUUCACAAGUAAUGUGGUCAAGGAUCUCUUUUCUCUCACAGAAGUGUUUUCUUUAAACAGAUUUGUACGAAAAAAUUUACUCCAUUUACUUUCUCUUGAAAGGGAAGAGUUGACUAGAAGUGGGUCAUGUUCAAUUGUUGGUAGAAAAUAAAAGCACUAGUUGCAGCUGUUGAUAGUA